AUGAAAAGCUGGCUCGGCCGCGGCAAAGGCGUUCGCUUUGGCAUAACUGUUACUUGCCUUAUAGCUUUUGUCUUGUUCGGUUACGAUCAAGGAGUGUUUGGUGGCAUUCUCCAAAAUGAAGAUUGGCUCAACCAGUUCGGCCACCCUUCUGACUCCAAGACGGGCAUCAUUGUCUCUUGCUACAACUUGGGUUGUCUAACGGGAUGUAUCAUCAACUUCUUUACCGCUGAUGUCCUAGGCCGGCGGAAGACCAUUUGGGCCGCCAUGGCUUUCGUCACCAUUGGUGCUAUCCUCCAAGCUUCUGCCUUCAGCAUCCCUCACCUUGUCAUUGGCCGUGUGAUUACGGGCUUUGGUACAGGAAUGAAGACCUCGACGGUGCCGAUGUAUCAAUCCGAGCUCUGCGAAGCCAAGUACCGUGGUCGUCUCAUCGCCUCCGAGUCAUUAUUCGUUGGCGUUGGAAUUGUCUUCGCAUACUGGUUCGACUUCGGCCUCUCUUUUGUCGGCGGCGCUAUGGCUUGGCGUCUUCCCCUCGCAUUCCAGAUCAUUUUCGCCCUCAUCGUCGUGGUUCUUGUCUUUGGACUCCCAGAGUCCCCCCGUUGGCUGUUUACCAACGGCCAACGUGAGGAGGCCAUUAAAGUCAUGUGCCACGUCUUCGACAAGAACCCCACGGACCCUUGGGUCAUCCAGGAGGUCAAUGCCAUUGAGCAGGCUAUUGAGCUUGAGUUCGAGGCCCAGGUCAGCUUGCUCGACUGCUUUAAGAACGACCGGGUUAAGACAGGACACCGUGUGCUUUUGGCGUAUUUUGCGCAAUUCAUGAAUCAAGUGGGGGGCAUCAAUCUCGUUGUAUACUACGUUCCGUCGGUCCUAGUUCAGAACGUUGGACAGACGGCCCAGACGGCUCAGAUCUUGGGUGGUUGCAUCCAGAUCAUGUUCAUGGUGGGCGCCAUCCUCCCCGCCCUCGCCCUCGACCGUAUGGGCCGUCGCAAAACCAUGAUGUGGGGCAGCUUGGGCCUUGGUUUCUGCAUGAUGAUGGUUGCGAUCCUGUUGUCACAGGCCAACAACGCUUCCAAUGGGGAUAAAUGUGCUACGGCGGCGGUUGCUUUCUUCUUCCUCUACCAGCUCAUCUUCGGCUUCUCUAUGAACUCUGUCCCCUGGGUUUAUGUCCCUGAGAUUCUUCCCCUCAAGGCUCGUACACGGGGUACUGCUGUCGGUAUCAGUUCUAACUGGCUAUGGAAUUUUUUUAUCGUCAUGAUAACUCCUGUUCUCAUCAACAGGGCAGGUUGGAAGGCUUACCUGGUUUUCAUGAUUACGAACUAUCUUUUCGUCAUCAUUAUCUGGUUUUACUUUCCCGAAACGAGCAACUUUACUCUAGAAGACAUUGACAAGUUCUUCGCCAGUGGCGAGAACCCGGUUGAUGUCGCUCGCUGCAUGACGAAGGAGAUGAAGGAGGGCCGAUACAGACAUGCGGGGGCCGAAUCUCUGGAUAACGAAAAGGGAGAGGAGCAACAGGAGGUUGAGCAAAAGGCGCAAGGUCAUUGA
Ilyonectria robusta is the source of this 1539-nucleotide messenger RNA. Its product is annotated as sugar transporter. Gene Ontology annotation, biological process: transmembrane transport; carbohydrate transport. Gene Ontology annotation, molecular function: carbohydrate:proton symporter activity. The record is from RefSeq and is a predicted model, not a curated record. The transcript is spliced from 2 exons. Lineage: Eukaryota; Fungi; Ascomycota; Sordariomycetes; Hypocreales; Nectriaceae. Gene Ontology annotation, cellular component: membrane. The coding region runs from base 1 to 1539 and encodes 512 amino acids.